Messenger RNA from Parastagonospora nodorum SN15, 687 nucleotides. RefSeq lists its product as hypothetical. Lineage: Eukaryota; Fungi; Ascomycota; Dothideomycetes; Pleosporales; Phaeosphaeriaceae. Bases 1 to 687 code for a protein of 228 amino acids. The transcript is spliced from 2 exons. The record is from RefSeq and is a predicted model, not a curated record.
AUGUCGCCACCGCCGACAAAGAACACAUGUGAGGGCUGUGGACGCGACAUGACUACCAACAAUGCUGCAGAGACGAUCACAGCACAUCAUCAUAGACCCAUGAUUGACCUAGCGCCAGAGCUUGGCGAGUGGUGCGCCUCUGGUUUUCAGGGGAAACUCCUCAAAAGGUCUUUGCCUGCCCUUUGCAUUCCAACCGUCGCUCCUUCUUCCCCAACCUCUCCGACUAACCCGCCAGUUUCUUCUUCCCCUACCCUGCCUCUCGUUUCCCGUGAGGCCUCGUUGCGGAAGCCCACCAAUCCAAUCCGAGGGGAGAGCUGUGCUGCCCUGUUUUUUACAGUUCGCCCAGCUGCAGCAAGCGCCGAUUCGCCGCGCGUCUCCUCUGGCAACCACUCCAACUACGGCUGCGUCUGCACCAUCCGCUCUUUUGCAUCAAAACAACCACCCCAACACCAAUUCUACGGCAGGCACGAUCCGGUGACUCUUGUCCCACCUCGACACGGUCGCUCCCGGGGUAAACACACCACGCCCGUUUCACACUGCCCGCCAAUUGCCUCCCUCGCUCCCGCGUCAACACUCGUUCACCACCACACCCGCACGCCUGCCACCGCAGCAAUUACCUCUACAUCCAUCUGCGGCUGCUCCAAUACGAAUAAUUCAACUUUGUCGCGCCUAAUGCCCAUUGUUUGA